CGCCCCGGCGUCAUCCCGCCAGUCCCUCUGACGGCGAGCGAAGAUGGCUGCACGGAGCUGGCAGGACGAGCUGGCCCAGCAGGCCGAGGAAGGCUCGGCCCGCCUGCGAGAAAUGCUGUCGCUCGGCCUCGGCUUUCUGCGCACGGAGUUGGGCCUCGACCUGGGGCUGGAGCCGAAGCGGUACCCGGGCUGGGUGAUCCUAGUGGGCAGCGGCGCGCUCGGGCUGCUGCUGCUCUUCCUGCUGGGCUACGGCUGGGCCGCGGCUUGUGCCGGCGCCCGUAAGAAGCGGAGGAACCCGCCCCGCAAGCGGGAGGAGGCGGCCGCGCCGGCCCCGGCCCCCGAGGACCCGGCCCAGCUCAAGAACCUCAGGAGCGACGAGCAGAAGAGAAAGAACCGGAAGAAGCUGCCCGAGAAGCCCAAACCAAAUGGAAGGACUGUUGAAGUGGCUGAAGAUGAAGUUGUUCGAACUCCCCGAAGUAUAACAGCAAAGCAGCCACCAGAGACAGACAAGAAAAAUGAAAAGUCAAAGAAAAAUAAGAAGAAAUCAAAGUCAGAUGCUAAAGCAGUGCAAAACAGUUCACGCCCUGAUGGAAAGGAAGUUGAUGAAGGAGCCUGGGAAACUAAAAUUAGUCACAGAGAGAAACGACAACAGCGUAAACGUGAUAAAGUGCUGACUGAUUCUGGUUCAUUGGAUUCAACUAUCCCUGGGAUAGAAAAUGCCAUCACAGUUACCACCGAGCAACUUACAACUGCAUCAUUUCCUGUUGGUUCCAAGAAGAAUAAAGGUGAUUCUCAUCUAAAUGUUCAAGUUAGCAACUUUAAGUCUGGAAAAGGAGAUUCUACACUUCAGGUUUCUUCAGGAUUGAAUGAAACCCUUACUGUCAAUGGAGGAGGCUGGAAUGAAAAGUCUGUAAAGCUCUCCUCACAGAUCAGUGCAGGUGAGGAGAAGUGGAACUCUGUUCCACCUGCUUCUGCAGGCAAGAGGAAAACAGAGCCAUCUGCUUGGACUCAAGACACUGGAGAUGUUAAUACAAAUGGAAAAGACUGGGGAAGGAAUUGGAGUGAUCGUUCAAUAUUUUCUGGCAUUGCUGCUUGGUCUAGUGUGGAUAGGGGAAUGAAUACCUCUGAACAGAAUUCUGCUUCUUUUGCAUCUCUCACACUUAACUCUGCUGUUUCUGGGUCUACUGCUGAGCCAGUUUCUCAGUCUACCACUUCUGAUUAUCAGUGGGAUGUUAGCCGUAAUCAACCCUAUAUCGAUGAUGAAUGGUCUGGGUUAAAUGGUCUAUCUUCCGCUGAUCCCAGCUCUGAUUGGAAUGCACCAGCAGAAGAGUGGGGAAAUUGGGUAGAUGAAGAAAGAGCUUCACUUUUGAAGUCCCAGGAAGCAGUUCCUAAUGAUCAAAAGGCUUCAGAUGAUGAUAAAGAAAAGGGAGAGGGAGCUCUUCCAUCUGGGAAAUCAAAAAAGAAGAAAAAGAAAAAGAAGAAGCAAGGUGAAGAAAACUCUAUUGCACAGGACACAGAAGAAUUAGAAAAAGACAUAAGAGAAGAGCUUCCAGUGAAUAAUACCUCUAAAGCACGUCCAAAACAGGAAAAAGCUCCUGUGAAGACCAUAAGCACUAGUGAUCCAACUGAAGUACCUGUCAAAAAUAACCAGCCUACCAAGACUCUUCCACCUGCUGUUUCUACCGAGCCAUCUGUUACCUUAUCAAAAAGUGAUUCUGACAAGAGCUCUUCCCAAGUGCCACCAGUGCUCCAAGAUACAGAUAAAUCCAAGACAAAUACCAAGCAAAACAGUGUGCCUCCUUCACAGACUAAGUCUGAAACUAACUGGGAAUCUCCCAAACAAAUAAAAAAGAAGAAAAAAGCCAGACGGGAAACGUGAAUAUUUUUUUUUCCUGAAUUGGACAUGUGUUUGCAAACACUGUCUUGAAGAUUACGCUGUUUAUGCAAUAAUUUGUGAACAUGUACAGAGUUUUAUAAAAAUUUAAACCAAUUUUUAAAACAAAACUGUGAACACAGCCACCAUAAAAUGGAAUCAAAGUUAAUUUAUAAAAUUAAGAGGUCAGCAGAGUAUAUACUACAGUGCUGGAAGACACUUGGGAAAAUCUUUUCAAUUGAACAAGAAUGAUCUUUAUUUAAGAACAUUAUCCUGGUUUUACAACAGUGCCCUGUUUACAACAGAUUGUGCCCUAUCUCAUCUGCAGCUGAGGAAUAAUGGAUUCUGAUUAGAGAGGGUUUGCCUAUUAAGUUAGUAGGCAGGUCCUUACAUCUUAUGCAUGAACUUUACCAUUUGAAUCUGUUUUAUGCGUAAAUCAAAGUGCUUUGAUCAGAUGCAUAUCUGCCAUAUCUUUACAUAUUUGUUGGAAGCAGUUUGUAUUAAAUUAAUCACAAGUGCAAAUAAAAAGUCAUUCAUCAUUUGUUUAACUAAACUGUCAGAGUUUAGUUGCCGUUUUUAAAAAGUUCUUAAAACAUUGAAAUGCAAUUGACAGAUACUCAUGGCUUAUGAAGUUAUUUUUGAUAGUCUUACAUUACUUGAAUUGUUCAAAGUACAGUAUAUUUUAAAUUAAGAAAGGUAAUAAAUUAUAUGUAUUUGUCUUAUACAUUUAAAGUUCAGACUAACAAAUGAUGCUCUUGUUUAUGAUUUUAAAACUUUGAGGCAAAAUCCAACUUAAUAUUUUUCCUUUCCCUAGCGAUUUUUUUUUCCAGUGUCAAUUCUUAAUUGCUAAUAAUGUUUUACUUUAAAAAUGAAGUCACUUACAACCUUUGAGCAUAUGAUGGAGAAUGAAAAACUAUAGUCAGACAGCUUUAAUUGACAUUGUCAAGACCUCCAGUUAUCAGGAAUACAUUUUUUUACUGCCUUAACCUGUAGUGUGUAGAAUAUGCAUCAAUUUCUUGAAGGGGAUUCAUGUUUUUAUAAGAAUUUCAUGUAAUUAUUGCAAUUGUGGUCAAAUAAGGAAGUUUUCUGCUUGAAACUGUAUUGAUUUAAAUGAUGUGUGAGAUGUUACACCAUUUCAGGCACUGUGUAAUUCUAUUGUAAUAAACUGGCAGGUAUCUUUGUAACUAUAAAUAGUGCAUGCUUGGUCAUGUACACUGUAAAUAGCCUUUACCAAACGUGUUUGACAAGGACCAUAAUUAACAUCACCUAGUGAAUUGUGAUAAAGAAAAAAGCCAUGAUUUAUUUGAUGUAAGCGGCUUAAUUGUUUUCAUGUGGCGCCAAGAAUGAACCUGUUUAACAGCUGUAACCAAUGGUACUGAUCUAUCCAUCCAUUGUUGUCUUGAUUCUAUUUGGUUGUGGUUUAAUAGUAUUGUCAGAUGAAGAAAGCUAAAAGAAACAAACUGGCUUUAGUUUUGCUAAAGACUGGCCUUAUUAAUGGACAGCUUUCCUCACAAGCGAUUGUUAACUUUUAUCAGGUGUUAACAUCUGUUUCAGGAACAUGGCAGUAUGUUUACAUGUCAGAAGUUUUGUUUAAUUCUAUGGUAUUUCUAAAUUGAUUUGUUUAAAUAAAUUCAGCAAAUGGAUAGCAUUGUUUUUAUUUGCUUCAGUAAUGGGGUAAAUAAUAGCUAAAGUGCCAGGAUUAAAUUUCUUCAAGUGACUGUCUUGUGAGCUUUACAUAAGUGUUUCGUAGACAGAUCUGAAGAUUCCUAAGUUGUCAGCACUUUGUAAAGGCAUCACAAAGGGAAAUUUGGUAGGGAGUCUAUAAUUAUCAAUAGAAUGUGCCAAAAGGUCUAUGCUCAAAAGUUGAAUUGAACUCUCUCAACUCUACCUCACCAUUUAGUUAUCUUGGAAUUCUGUUGGGUGUAGAUGUUAUUUCUCAGUCCAGCAUCUCCUUCUUCAGCCACUUACACCAGGUGGCAGCAGCACCAUCCUCUAAGGAGAGGAGAAGCACAUUGCUAAAUUGGGGUGGAUCUGGAAUGGAGGUAACCUCUAUCCUUUCCCUGACUCAGCAGGAGCUAGGACAUGCAUUUUGCAUUUUGUGUUUUUAAAGAGGUGGCAGCUAUAUGAAAAUUAACCCCAUUCUCUUUACCAUGCAUGAGGUGUGUAAGCUCUUUUGCACAAUUAAAGUAUUCAUUGCUCUUUCCCUGUUCAUAAGAUCUUAUGUGAUGUUACAGCAGUUUCUGGUAUCUGAACAGAGGAGUGGUUUCUGUAAUCAACUUGGAAGACACUACAAUCUAGCGUUGGUUCAGGGAACAGGAAAGGAAGCCUGUGGUUUAGUGGCAUGGAUUAAUGAUCCCUAGACUGCUAGAAGGGAAGCAACUGACCCCUUUGGACCUUGCCAGUCCUGGACCUCAUGGAGAAAUAGCUCAGAAGCCUGUCUCACAUGCUCCUGGAUCUUUUCUAUUCUGGAGCAGGGAGGAGGUUUCAGAUUUCUCCGGGCUGGGAUCCUACCUGUCUAUACCCUGAAUUGGGCAACACAACAGUUGAGAGAGUCCAAAAGAAAGCACUGAAGUAAAAUGUGAUCAGUGUAAUUUACUAUGUUUAAUUUGUGCAUGCGUUUUAUUGGGGAAGGGAGGUCGGAAUAAUUUAUCUCAAUCUAAUGGUAUUAUUUCAUAGACUAAUCCAGUUUGCAUUUGAGUUAAAGAUGCCAGAGGGUAAUAUUUAACUGCAGAAUUUAGUUUUUUGUAAUUAAAAACAGUCCUCUAUUAAUAUAGUGUGAAAUACCUUUCAAACUUUAGGACUUAGUUUUUAAGAUGCCUAAUGGAUAUCUUGGGAUUUUCCUGUAAACUCAUUGCACAAACUGGAAUUACUUUCCAAAAGGCUUAGGGAACGAAAAAUAUGUACUUUGUAAGAUGCAUUGAGUAUUGUAAAUAAAACAAACCACUUUUGUUUUGUUUUG
Messenger RNA from Jaculus jaculus (lesser Egyptian jerboa), 4832 nucleotides. RefSeq names its product metadherin (gene Mtdh). Gene Ontology annotation, molecular function: NF-kappaB binding; transcription coregulator activity. The transcript is spliced from 13 exons. Bases 44 to 1879 code for a protein of 611 amino acids. Gene Ontology annotation, biological process: regulation of transcription by RNA polymerase II; positive regulation of canonical NF-kappaB signal transduction; negative regulation of apoptotic process. Gene Ontology annotation, cellular component: nucleus. The record is from RefSeq and is a predicted model, not a curated record. Lineage: Eukaryota; Metazoa; Chordata; Mammalia; Rodentia; Dipodidae.